AUGGUCGUUUUCCUAACAAACUUCAUAUUAGACGCUUUUGGCUUAUUCGCGGAUGAGCUUCUUCUAAGUGCCGCUGAAUGCGCAAGACAAGCUAAUAGGUCCGGAAUCGACGAUAAGUUGAGUAUGAAUCCAGUGUUCGUGCAGUUCAGCACUUGUCCUUGUGCAGACUGUACAAAUGCGCAUGCUGUCAAGGCUAGUAAAAUGCUGAGCGCAUUCUAUGAACGACGUUUCGGCAAUACCACAUUUUCGUUAUAA
Cylicocyclus nassatus is the source of this 255-nucleotide messenger RNA. The record is from the annotation of a GenBank genome assembly. Lineage: Eukaryota; Metazoa; Nematoda; Chromadorea; Rhabditida; Strongylidae.